Bradysia coprophila is the source of this 1698-nucleotide messenger RNA. RefSeq names its product phospholipase A1 VesT1.02. The record is from RefSeq and is a predicted model, not a curated record. Gene Ontology annotation, molecular function: lipase activity; serine hydrolase activity. Gene Ontology annotation, biological process: lipid catabolic process. Lineage: Eukaryota; Metazoa; Arthropoda; Insecta; Diptera; Sciaridae.
ACCCAUGUGUAUCGCGGUUUUAUUAUAUAUCGCAAUGAAACAAUCAUUAUAUGCACAUGAAAUUCUUUCACUCUAAACUGAUCGGUCGAAUGUGCAAGAGGUUUAUUUUUGAGUAGAAAAAAACAAAAUUAUUUGCCUUAAAUAUUGACUGGAUUAAUUGAGUCGUUGGUGUUUUUUACGACGCUUUUUUUGGAAAUAUAAAAACAAACUCACGUCUAUUUGCACCGUUUGUAAAAAUUUUGGAAUUAUUUUUUUUUUGAUGGUGGGGUCGUUUAUAAGUUUACUUGAUCUUAAACGCAGCUCCAGAUCGGUUUUACGCUCGUUAUGGUUAAGAUGAAAGGAAGGGAAAGUACUUAACGCAGAAUGUAUGCAGCAAAUUAUCGACUGGAUUACCAAAAUUAUGAACAUACAGAUCAGACGGAAGUGUUCGAUCAGUGAUCGGGUGUAAUGAAAAUUUGGGAUAUUUUGUGAGGAAAAUUGAAAUUGAAAAUCUGGAUCAACGGAAGAUGUGUUAACGAAAUGCUAAAAAUGAAAUUUCUUGUUGUUUUGAUGAUUUUGUUUGUGAUUGACGAUACGGAAGAGUUUAUGGGAACUGGAGUGUUCGAUAUAAAUCUAUUCAGAUGUAUGCUUAAAAAAGAAUAUUCGUGUCCGCAUGAGGAUAUUGACUUUGUUAUGUACACACCAAAACAACGACGCGGUAAGCUAAUAAAUCCAUUGGACCCAGACUCGUUACGUCGUGCCAAAUUUAAAUCGUAUGAAGAAACUGCAUUCAUUGUCCACGGUUUCAAUGGCAGCCAUGUGGAUAGGCAUAUGAGAUAUUUACGAGACGCCUAUUUGUCUAGGAAAUUUAAUGUUAUUAUGGUCAGUUGGACGCGGCUAACAUACUAUCCAUGCUACCUGUCCGCACUAUCAAAUACGAAAUUAGUUGGUCAAUGUGCAGCUCAGGUCUAUGCAUUUCUAACGCAUCAUGGUCAAGACAAUCAACAAAUCACCUGCGUAGGUCAUUCACUUGGUGCACACAUCUGUGGCAUGGUGACUACGCAUCUGACUACAAGGCAGCAUAAAAUCAUAGGUCUGGACCCUGCAAAGCCAUUGAUUGAACGUCAGGCACCGCGAUCGUAUCGAUUGACGCGAGACGAUGCAGACGUAGUACAAGUGAUACACACCAAUUCGGGUGGUCUCGGACAGGUGUCGUUCAGCGGUUCAUUGGAUCUGUGUAUCAACGGAGGGAAACAGCAACCAUUUUGCAAAGGACACAUCAUUCGGCGGAGUCGAUGCAGCCAUUUCUUAAGCGUGUGCUAUUUAGCGAAUGCAAUCUUUAAACACAAAAUUUUCCCCGCAGUACCUUGCCCGCGAGGCUGCACAAAAAGCAAUCGACUACCUGUGACGCAGAUAACACCGUACGGUUCGAAAUUAGUUCAAAUGAUGCACAUUGGUCAGGAUGUACCAGAAGAUACGAUUGGAGGAUUUUGCGUGAAAGUUGACUUUGCCAAACAUUGUCCGUUCAAUGAUACGUAACGACAGCUUUUUGAAUUUGCCACACGAUCUACAAAAACGCUUUCGGUGUGAGAAUAAUGAACUUAAAGAGUGUAGGAAAUUAAAUUUUAAUUUUAAGUUUUUUUUAUACAACAAAGACGCACGUUCGUCUUUCAUUGAGGAAAAUCAAAAAAUUAAAUAAAAUUAAUUUUUUGUCGUAAA